Molecule: messenger RNA, 4596 nt
Organism: Pogoniulus pusillus (Red-fronted tinkerbird)
Lineage: Eukaryota; Metazoa; Chordata; Aves; Piciformes; Lybiidae
Gene: MYB
Product: MYB proto-oncogene, transcription factor
Exons: 16
Coding region: 747-3152 (801 amino acids)
Biological process (GO): mitotic cell cycle; positive regulation of transcription by RNA polymerase II
Cellular component (GO): nucleus
Molecular function (GO): DNA-binding transcription factor activity, RNA polymerase II-specific; RNA polymerase II cis-regulatory region sequence-specific DNA binding
Source: RefSeq, a predicted model, not a curated record
AUCUCAACCUGUUUCCUCCUCCUCCUCCCGCGGCACCUCGGCACUCCCGUGCGCGGCGGCGGAGCGCCUGGGCGCAGCCCGGCAGCCAGGGCGCGGCGACGGGCGCGGGUUCCCCCGUUCUCCUCCCCCAGCGGCCGGUGUGAGGAUGGCCCGGAGACCCCGGCACAGGUAACCCGCUGUCUAAGGGCGGGCGGUGACCAGCCCCGCUCCGCGCCUGUCAGAUGCGGAGCGGAGGACAGGGAAAGCACGCAGCGGGAGAAGGUCUUGCCUGGCGAGCGGGCGUGCAGCCCCCUCCUCCGACUUCCGUGCACCUGGACUACUCCACUCCCGGCCCCGAAGCACAGCGUUCAGUGCUCCUCUCCUCCAGAGGCUCCGGAGAAGCGGCAGCCCGGCGAGAUUUAAGGCAGAGCCGUCUGUGACGGGGCGCCCGAGUCCCGCGCCGGACGCCUGCCGGACGCCGCGACGGGCCGGGACUCGCUGCCCUCUGGGGUCAGCGCAGCGCCCAGCAGUGCUGUCCGUCCCGCAGCUGCACGGCAGGACAAUGCCGGGCUGGCUCGGCGGCGGCAGGUAGCGCGUCCCGACUCAUUCAUUCAUUCAUUCUCGGCGCGGUGGGACGGCAGGUGGGCGGCAGGCGCGGGGUCUAGGCUUGCUUCCUCUUCUUCAUUUUUAUUUAUUCUCGCAGUGGUCGCCCCUUUGCCCUCGGGAGCGCGGCUGUCCCCCGCGGCGGUAGUGACGCCCCGCGGGGCAUGGCUUUUUUCCGCACACGCCGCUGGGCGCAUGCAGGAGCGCGGCAGCGCGGGCUUGUAGCUGCGCGGGGCUGCGGGUCCGACGGGAGCUUAACUGGAGCUGUCACCCGUGCCUGCUCACCCGCUCGCCGCGCUCAAGGCAUAUAUAGUAGUGAUGAUGAUGAAGAUGAUGUUGAGAUGUAUGAUCAUGAUUAUGAUGGUCUGCUUCCUAAGACUGGAAAACGUCACUUAGGAAAAACCAGGUGGACCCGCGAAGAGGAUGAGAAACUGAAGAAGCUUGUGGAGCAGAAUGGCACAGAAGACUGGAAAGUCAUUGCCAAUUUCCUUCCUAAUCGGACAGAUGUUCAGUGCCAGCACCGAUGGCAGAAGGUACUAAACCCAGAACUUAUUAAAGGUCCAUGGACUAAAGAGGAGGAUCAAAGGGUAAUAGAACUCGUGCAGAAAUACGGUCCAAAGCGCUGGUCUGUCAUUGCUAAGCAUUUGAAGGGAAGGAUUGGAAAACAGUGCAGGGAGAGGUGGCACAACCAUUUGAAUCCAGAAGUGAAGAAAACCUCCUGGACAGAAGAGGAAGAUAGAAUUAUUUACCAGGCACACAAGAGGCUGGGAAACAGAUGGGCAGAAAUUGCAAAGUUGCUGCCUGGACGAACCGAUAAUGCUAUCAAGAACCACUGGAACUCCACGAUGCGCCGGAAGGUUGAGCAGGAGGGCUACCUACAGGAGUCCUCCAAAGCCUGUCACUCCUCAGCAGCAGCUGGCUUUCAGAAGAGCAACCACUUGAUGACCUUUGCUCACAACCCUCCUUCUGCACAGCUGCCAGUAGCUGGCCAGACAGCAAUGAGCAAUGACUACCCUUACUACCACAUCUCUGAGCCACAAAAUGUCCCUGGUCAGAUCCCAUAUCCAGUAGCACUGCAUGUAAAUAUUGUCAAUGUUCCUCAGCCAGCUGCUGCAGCUAUUCAGAGACACUAUAAUGAUGAAGACCCUGAGAAAGAAAAACGAAUAAAGGAAUUAGAGUUGCUACUAAUGUCGACUGAGAAUGAACUGAAAGGGCAGCAGGCAUUACCAACACAGAACCACACAUCAAACUACCCUGGCUGGCACAGCACCACAACUGCUGACAGUACCAGGACCAGUGGUGACAAUGCACCUGUUUCCUGUCUGGGGGAACAUCACCACACUCCAUCUCCACCAGUGGAUCAUGGUUGUUUACCUGAGGAAAGUGCAUCCCCUGCACGGUGCAUGAUUGUUCACCAGAGCAACAUCCUGGAUAAUGUUAAGAAUCUCUUAGAAUUUGCAGAAACACUUCAGUUAAUAGACUCCGAUCCUUCAUCAUGGGGUGAGCUCAGCAGUUUUGAAUUCUUUGAAGACAAAGACACGUGGGCUAACAAAGCUCCCUCUAGCAAAGUUACACAGCUUCAGCAAAGAGGGGCCAGUGCUUGUAGACCUCAAGGACACCCCGUCACAACCUUGAGCAAAAUCACGUCGAGUCAGAACUCUCCUGGCUCACCAAAAUACUUAUCUGCCUCACAGGGCAGCGCGGCUCCAUGGGUCCUUGUUCGCAAAAGGAGAGGGGACUCCAGCCCCUUAGCCAGUGGCCACGGUAGCACCUUUGUCCUAGCUGACGUCAGCAGCUCAACUCCUCCUAAGCGCUCCCCUGUCAAAAGUCUGCUCUUCUCUCCCUCGCAGUUCUUAAACACCUCAUCCAAUCAUGAAAACCUGAACCUGGACAAUCCAGCACUAACUUCCACACCAGUGUGUGGCCAUAAGAUGGCUGUUUCCACACCAUUCCACAGGGACCAGACUUUCAAAGCUCAGAAGGAAAAUCACAUUUUCAGAACUCCAGCAAUCAAGAGGUCAAUAUUAGAGAGCUCUCCAAGAACACCCACUCCAUUCAAAAAUGCACUUGCAGCUCAGGAAAUCAAAUAUGGCCCUUUGAAGAUGCUGCCUCAAACUCCGACUCAUCUUGUAGAAGAUCUGCAGGACGUUAUCAAGCAAGAGUCAGAGGAAUCUGCAAUAGUGGCUGGGCUACAUGAAAGUGGACCCCCUUUGCUGAAGAAAAUCAAACAAGAGGUGGACUCACCAACAGAUAAAACUGGAAAUUUUUUUUGCUCCAAUCACUGGGAAGGAGAAAACCUCAACACUCAGCUCUUUACACAAGCAUCUGCUGGAGAGGAUCUGCCAAAUCUUCUUACCAGCUCCAUUUUAAAGAUGCCUGUGUCUGAAGAGGAUGGUAGUUUUCACAAAACAUUUGCAGUGCCUCGGAACAGGCCACUAGCUAGCCCUCUGCAGCAUCUGAACAAUGCCUGGGAGUCAGCGUCCUGUGGGAAGACCGAGGAUCAGAUGGCCCUGACGGAUCAGGCGCGCAAGUACAUGAGCACCUUCCCCACCCGGACUCUGGUGAUGUGAAGGGAUUGGCGGACAGAGAAGCAUUAUGGUUCUGAGAACACUUCACCUCCACAGGGAAAUUCCUGUUCCUCUGCAUGGAAACUUUUCACGAAUGGGAGAAGAGCCUAUCUUUGUUGUGGUACAACAGUUGGGAGCAGCACAAAGUGCGUUUAGUCACUCAGCAUAUAUAUUCUUGUUGGAUUUCACCCAACUUAAGAGGAUUUUCUUUUUUUUAUUGUUUGGGUUUGUUGUUUUUUUUUUAAUCAUACUUACCUAAAUUAUUAGGUAUUAAGUUUGACUCAGUAAUUAAUGAUCAUAAGUGCAGACUUACAAUAAAGAUAAUUGUUUUUCCUUGUACUUUUUGAGAUCCAGUAGAGCUAAUACACCAGUAUUGUUAUUUCAGUGAUGUGCUAGUCAAGGGUGGGGGUUUGUUUGUUCCCUUUUUAUGAUGUUUUUAUACUAAAAGAGCAGGUACUCAGAUGUGUUUUAAAUCACUGAACAAAGUUGCAUUGGUGUAAAAUACUGAAGUGGAAAGCAUUACUACAAAUCAGCCUGUGCAAAAGGAGGGAAAAACUGAUCAAGAUCAUGAGCCUCUUGGAGAACUCUUUUCCUGUCGUGGUUCUAGACCAUUAUCCAUUGUGUGUUUUUGUUUGGGGAGGAGGGGAAGAGAGGGCAAUUAGCUUGCUUUAAAAAAAAAAGGAAGAAAUAUUACUGUAUGAAACAUAGAUUUAUGAGAAAAAUUAUAUUUUUUAUUCAGUAAUUUAACUUUGUAAAUGCCAAAUGAAUACUGUGUUUUGCUGCUACAGACCUUAGCGUGUAGACAUGCUGCUAGUGUAAAAGGAAGCAGUAGAGCUUUAUAUGGAAAGAAAAGAAGCCAGCAAAUGGUGAUGUUAGUUGAUUGACUAUGCACUAGCAUUUCAGACCUUUUUUAUUUUACAUUUGUUUUUACAUCAUUUAUAUUUUUUCCUCUUUUUUUUUAAUAUAUAUAUAUAUAUAAGCAAUAUUUUUUGAACACUGUUCCUGGGAGAUUAUUUUUUUGUAUCAUUAAUUUUUUGUUUGUUGUUUGGUCGUCGUUCUGGAUGUGUUGUUUUGUUCCUCAUUGGUUGGUAACAGCAUGCAUUGCACCUUCACAUGUUUGGGAGAACACUGUCUUGUUCGUGUCGUCUGGUUUGUUCCAUGUCUAGCUAAUUAUUCCCGUGUCUAGCUAAUUAUUGCCUAAGUUGGGUUUUGUGUACUGAAUCAGGUUCUUAGAAAUACAUGGUCCUUUGUACUGCCAUACCAAAUCUUGACUGAUAUGGCAAAAACACUGAUUUUUAUUUUGGUUUUUAUUGUUUGGGCUUUUUUUUUUUAUAACAGCCUCUGACUUUGCUGCCUUAAGAGCAUUUGGUGCAGCUUCAUCUGCACUUAAUUUUUUAUAUGACAAUGUACUGCCUUGUAGAUAAAUAAAGUGUGUUCUUUUUUACUU